CAGAGAUGACACCAGGCCGCCGGCCCGCGUCGGCCUCACUCCCGCCCCGCCCGCGCAGGUCGCCGGUGCGCUCGCAGUCGCGUCCGUCCCAGGGGACACGCCCCGCCUCCUGCGCUCCGCCCCUCGCCGCACCGCGCCCCGGUUCCCACGGCGCCGCCUCCGGGCGCCGCGAAAGAACCCGCCCGCCCUGCAAGCAGUCCCGCCGGGCCAGGCCUCGCGAACAUGGCGCUUGUCCCCUGCCAGGUGCUGCGGGUGGCCAUCCUGCUGUCCUAUUGCUCCAUCCUGUGCAACUACAAAGCCAUCGAAAUGCCCUCCCAUCAGACCUAUGGGGGGAGCUGGAAGUUCCUGACCUUCAUUGAUCUGGUUAUCCAGGCGGUCUUCUUCGGCAUCUGUGUGCUGACGGAUCUCUCCACUCUCCUGACCAGAGACAGCGGGAACCAGGAGCAAGAGCGACAGCUUAGGAAGCUCAUCUCCCUCCGGGAUUGGACGCUGGCCGUGCUGGCCUUUCCUGUCGGGGUUUUUGUUGUCGCGGUGUUCUGGACCAUCUAUGCCUACGACAGAGAGAUGAUAUACCCAAAAUUGCUUGACAACUUUAUCCCAGGGUGGCUGAACCACGGAAUGCACACGACGGUUUUACCCUUUAUAUUAAUCGAGAUGAGGACAUCCCACCAUCAGUAUCCCAGUAGGAGCAGCGGACUCGCCGCCAUAUGCACCUUCUCCGUGAGCUAUAUAUUAUGGGUGUGCUGGAUACAUCAUGUCACCGGCAUGUGGGUGUACCCUUUCCUGGAACACAUUGGCUCAGGAGCCAGGAUCAUCUUCUUUGGGUCAACAACAAUCCUAAUGAAUUUCCUGUACCUGCUGGGAGAAGUCCUGAACAGCUACAUCUGGGAUACACAGAGAACAAAGCCUCCUUCUUGGCAAGACACACAAUCUUAUCUAAGCUGUGGCAACCCUGUUCAAAAUCUAUGUAAGAAUACAUAAACGCUGGAAGGUGGAAAGGCAAGGAUUGACCAUGUAGUGAUCUGAACCCUGCAUGAAAACACACCCAGAGGCUGGUAUGGGGGUUUCAGAGAGAUCUGGACAUCUCCUUGGACACGGUCCGCUAUUCGAGAUGGACCUGUAAAUGGACUGCGAUCCUCCAGUGUUGAGCACCUGGCUAAAGGCAGUUGCUUUGCAGGAGCUCAGUCCUCUCGUCUAAUAAAGUAGUGUUUGCAUAGUCGUUGCAUCCGAUUGCUUUGUGCGUGCUUUUUCUGAGACCGUGUGUGUCAGCGCGUCAGCCAAUGCUAGGUGGCCCCCUUUUUAAUCCAUUCUGACCAUGGCUUGGAGAACCAGACAAUAAUCUUCUCAAGACGUUUCCUCCAUUCAACAGAAGCAACAAUUCUUCUCUUUUAAGUUUAGACUUAUUUGGCGCCUUAAAAGUGUUCCUGAAAUAAAAUGCAAGACUGUUUCCUCACCAUCGUCAGAGAAUGCCUAUAGUUAGGUUUAAACUAAGAUGUGCAGUUCAGAAAAAAAAAAUUCUGGCUUCCUCUAUCCCCUGGAUGUGCUCAAUUCUGGCAGACAUUUGACCGUAACCCUGCUACUGCCUUGAGUAUACGCCUGAAUGACAGAAGAGAUAACUACCCAAUCUAGACUAGAGAGUGUUGCUUACCAGCAGCAUUGAAUAAAGAGUUAAAGAUGAAGGGCAACACUGAGUUUUCUGAGCUGUUUGUGAGGCUGAACUGGUUUCUGUUGUUUUCUUGCAUGACAUGCAUGAAAACCAGUCACCAAUUUAUAGCUUAUUUCUGUUUAGAGAUUAAUUUUGUCUACAAUUAUUUAGUGGAGCCCCUAGGAGCUGAUGUUUGUGACAAACCAGCAUCUUCCCCCUGCUGGCCUUUCCACAACUGUGUGUGUGUGUGUGUGUGUGUGUGUGUGUGUGUGUGCGCGCGCGCGCGCACGCGUAUUAAUAUGUUCAUCUGAUGCUCAUAUGCCUCCUCUGCCACUGGUAUUGCAUUUUCAUGCAAAUAUGCUCCUCCCCCUUUUAAUAUGUGUUCUGGGGAUCAAUCAGGAGCCCUCAUGUUUGCUAGGCAAGUACUUUGCUGACUGAUCCAUUCCUCUAGUCCUUUAUCCUAAAUUUACAUGCCAAAAAUUUCAUUCUGUCUAAGUAGUGGGAUUUUUUUCAUGCAUCAACACUUUAAAAUUGGAAAUUUUCAUAUUAUAGUUGGACUUCCUCUCCUUACCAAGUACUCUAAGAUCUGGUGACACUGGCCCCACUGUUCCUUCUGCCAACAUUGGGUUUGAACUGAGUAUCAGUUACCACUUCUUUUAGUCGUCUGUCUAACUUCCCCUAAUUUUCAUCUGGUACUUAAGUCAGUCAGUUUCACAAGUGAGUUUGACACUGCAGAUUAAAACCAGUGUAGGCAUGCAUGGACACGUGUGUCCGUGUGGGGGGGGGUUGCAUGCUCACACACCUGAACAUACGCUUGUAUAUAUGCAUGUACAUGUUGACCACUGUUUACACAUACAGUACAAAAUAAAUAAAUAAAAUUUCUUGCUACAAAUCAGUUACUAUAAAAUUUCACAGUGAGGAAUACGGCAUACAAGGUAUAAAAUGCCUUCCUGGAUUCCUUAGUGGUUUUUAAUGACUCAAAUUUUCUGAGUUUAUUCUACAACUUCAAGAUGAAAAAAAAAAUUGCAGACUAUGACAGCUAGAGGUAGAGAUGUCCUAGAGAUUAUUUGAAACCAUCCCCCACAUACAAAGGCAGCUGAGGCCUGUGAGUGACCUGAAAUAGUCACCAGCAAAGCCAGUGUCUUCCACCCAAGCUUCAGCCCCUUGUCACUUCUAGUGAACUAUCAGAAAGUCUCAGUGUUUUAGAAACACAGAAGAGGCCCACCUGCUAGGAAAUACAAGCUUUUAAAAUAAGUUAAGUUAAUGAUCAGGUAUUUGUUCUUUUUUAAAUAAAGUGGCUCUGUGAGAACUGUUUGUGUUUGCGCUGAUAAAAUACCACAAGCUGGGUAUCUUAAACAAUAGGAAGAGACUGUCUGACAUAUGGAUACCACAAGUUCAAAAGCAAUAUGGUGUCGGGAUUGGUUCCUCAUGAGAUCCUUAAGGGAAAGUCUACCACAGGCCUAGCCUGGGCUGAAAGUUGUUCAUCUUUAUGCUCAGAGAUGCACCCCAUGCAUGUGAUAUGAUCUUUCAUUUUACCUCUUUUAGAAUGACACCAGUCAUAUUUGGCAACACUCACCCUAAUGGUUUCAUAUUAACUUUGCUAAGACCUCAACCAAUUCAAAUUAUUUCUGAGACAGUGGAGAUUAGAAAUUCGACAUUACAAAUCUGGGACUCUAUAGAAUUCAUCCUGUAAUAGUCCCUCUGCCAUAAAUGUCUUUGGUCCAUGUAAAAUAUCUUCUCCUCCCUC
Molecule: messenger RNA, 3392 nt
Organism: Chionomys nivalis (European snow vole)
Lineage: Eukaryota; Metazoa; Chordata; Mammalia; Rodentia; Cricetidae
Gene: Aig1
Product: androgen induced 1
Exons: 6
Coding region: 223-981 (252 amino acids)
Cellular component (GO): membrane; endomembrane system
Source: RefSeq, a predicted model, not a curated record